Melanotaenia boesemani (Boeseman's rainbowfish) is the source of this 4530-nucleotide messenger RNA. Its product is annotated as NLR family CARD domain-containing protein 3-like. The record is from RefSeq and is a predicted model, not a curated record. Gene Ontology annotation, molecular function: protein binding. The transcript has 11 exons. NCBI's taxonomy places the organism in Eukaryota, Metazoa, Chordata, Actinopteri, Atheriniformes, Melanotaeniidae. Bases 584 to 3985 code for a protein of 1133 amino acids.
GAUUUGCAAGUUGGAAAGAAUAACACACACACUUAACAAGUACAUUGUGUAAUCUUGGAUUAACAUGCGUUGCUUUCGGUUUCUAAGUGAGGAAAAAGAGAAGGUGACACAAACUGGUGUUAGGGAAAUGUCUGGCCUGCGACAUGUGGAUGCUUUUGUCCGUACUUCUGUUUUUACAGAAACAGAAACCUCAGAAGGAGCUAAAGCAGAAGAUGCAGAAAAACUCUGCCUCACAACAGCUGAUUAGUUAGUUACAGCGUCCAAUCACCGUUUAGUUUGACAAGGUUUAAUUAGUGUGUUCAGGGAAAGCAGCUGGGUUCUGAGUUUGGCUAUCAGCAGCAGAACUCCUUCCUCUGUAACCAGAGAGGGUGAGAUGGUCUCAGAACUCAGAAUUCUGUAACAUUACCAAUUAAUUGUAAGAAUAAAUAACUUAAUUUGAGAGAAGUUGUUUGUUCUCACUGACCAAAUUAACCAACAUGCGUGGAAGGAAAACCACAGAGUUUUCUCUAAUAAUUGCCACAGAAAAACACCAGAGAAAGCUGCUGCCAACCCUGGGCUGGUUUUAACUGGACGUGGUUUUGCUAUGGAUCAGUCUGAGGGAGAAGAAGAGGGAGUGCUUGAAUCCACUCUGCGUGGGGGACAUGAGAGCAAAGAUCAGAGAAAAAUGCUGCAGCAUGGACACGACUCUGCUGGACCUGAAUCUGAACCGGAACCCAGCUGUGUUUCCCUGAAAAGUGACCGUUCCAUACAGUUACCUAUUAACUUUAAAGGGACUCUUCCCUCAGAAAUGAAUUACAGUUGGGAAGCAGUACAGUCAGAUGGUGAUGGGUUUUUUUCUUCCAGCAUCCAUCAGCAACAACCAGCCUCUUCUGUACUCAGCUGUGUUUCCAUGAAGAGUGACGCAUCUAUGAUGGAACCACUUUCAUUUAAAAAGAGAAACCAGUUUGUUUUUAACAGGGCUCAGUUUGUGCCUCAGAAUCAAGAAGAUCAAAAUGCAAUAAUCAGGGCGUUGAAAGAAAUAGGGAAUCAAAUAAAUGAGAAUCAGAGGAAAAAGGAGGUACGGGUUCCAAUGAAUGAAGAGCAAUACAGAAAAAUAGAGAAAUUAUUUCUCAAGCUCUCAGUGGACUUCCUGGGGAGAAUGAAGCAGGAUGAGUUUGCUGACCGACUGCAAAAAGAGAUUGGUAUACCACUGUACCAGAGUAAACUUAAGUCAAACCUGAAGAAGAGGUUCGAGUGUGUGUUUGAGGGGAUCGCUAAAGCAGGAAACCCAACCCUUCUGAACCAGAUCUACACAGAGCUCUACAUCACAGAGGGAGGGACUGCAGAGGUCAAUGAGGAACAUGAGGUCAGACAGAUUGAAACAGCAUCCAGGAAACCACACAGACCAGAAACAACCAUCAGACAAGAAGACAUCUUCAAACUCCCACCUGGAAGAGAUGAACCAAUCAGAACAGUGAUGACGAAGGGAGUGGCUGGCAUUGGGAAAACUGUCUUAACACAGAAGUUCACUCUGGACUGGGCUGAAGACAAAGCCAACCAGGACAUCCAGUUCACAUUUCCACUGACUUUCAGAGAGCUGAACGUGCUGAAAGAGAAGAAGUUCAGCUUGGUGGAACUUGUUCAUCACUUCUUUACUGAAACCAAAGAAGUCUGCAGCUUUGAAGAGUUCCAGGUUGUCUUCAUCCUGGACGGUCUGGAUGAGAGUCGACUUCCUCUGGACUUCCACAACAAUGAGACCCUGACUGAUGUUACACAGUCCACCUCUCUGGAUGUGCUGCUGACUAACCUCAUCAGGGGGAAACUGCUUCCCUCUGCUCGCCUCUGGAUAACCACACGACCUGCAGCAGCCAAUCAGAUCCCACCUGACUGUGUUGGCAUGGUAACAGAGGUCAGAGGAUUCACUGAUCCACAGAAGGAGGAGUACUUCAGAAAGAGGUUCACAGAUAAGAAACAGGCCAGCAGGAUCAUCUCCCACAUGAAGACAUCACGAAGACUCCACAUCAUGUGCCACAUCCCAGUCUUCUGCUGGAUCACUGCUACAGUUCUGGAGGAUGUGCUGAAAACCAGAGAGGGAGGAGAGCUGCCCAAGACCCUGACUGAGAUGUACAUCCACUUCCUGGUGGUUCAGGCCAAAGUGAAGAAGGUCAAGUAUGAUGGAGGAGCUGAGACAGAUCCACACUGGAGUCCAGAGAGCAGGAAGAUGAUUGAGUCUCUGGGAAAACUGGCUUUUGAGCAGCUGCAGAAAGGAAACCUGACCUUCUAUGAAUCAGACCUGACAGAGUGUGGCAUCGAUAUCACAGCAGCCUCAGUUUACUCAGGAGUGUUCACACAGAUCUUCAAAGAGGAGAGAGGACUGUACCAGGAGAAGGUGUUCAGCUUCGUCCACCUGAGUGUUCAGGAGUUUCUGGCUGCUUUUCACGUCCAUCUGACCUUCAUCAGCUCUGGAAUUAAUCUGAUUGAAGAGGAGCAAACACCUAGGAAGUCUAAAGUCUUUAAAAACAAACUAAAAGUAAAACAGCUCCACCAGAGUGCUGUGGACCAGGCCUUACAGAGUCCAAAUGGACAUCUGGACUUGUUCCUCCCCUUCCUCCUGGGUCUUUCAUUGAAGACCAAUCAGAGUCUCCUACGAGGCCUGAUGACACAGAUGGGAAGUAGCUCACAGACCAAUCAAGAAACAGUCCAGUACAUCAAGAAAAAGAUCAGUGGGAGUCCGUCUGCAGAGAGAAGCAUCAAUCUGUUCCACUGUCUGAAUGAACUGAAUGAUCGUUCUCUGGUGGAGGAGAUCCAACAGUUCUUGAGUUCAGGAAAUCUUACUACAGAUAAGCUGUCUCCUGCUCAGUGGUCAGCUCUGGUCUUCAUCUUACUGUCAUCAGAAGAAGAUCUGGAUGUGUUUGACCUGAAGAAAUAUUCUGCUUCAGAGGAGGCUCUGCUGAGACUGCUGUCAGUGGUCAAAGCCUCCAAGAAAGCUCUGCUGAGUGGCUGUAACCUCUCAGAGAGAAGCUGUGAAGCUCUGUCCUCAGUUCUCAGCUCCCCAUCCUCCAAUCUGAGAGAACUGGACCUCAAUAACAACAACCUGAAGGAUUCAGGGGUGAAGCAGCUGUCUGAUGGACUGAAGAGUCCACAUUGUAAACUGGAAACUCUCAGGUUGUCAGGUUGUUUGGUCACUGAGGAAGGCUGUGUUUCUCUGGCUUCGGCUUUGAGCUCCAACCCCUCCCAUCUCCAUGAACUGGACCUGAGCUACAAUCAUCCAGGAGAGUCUGGAGUGAGAAUUCUUUCAGCUAAACUGGAGGAUUCAAACUGCAGGCUGGAAACUCUUAGAGUUGACCAUGAUGGGAAACAGUGGCUGCAACCUGGAUUCACAAAGUAUGCCUGUGAACUUCAGCUGGAUCCAGACACUACACACAGACAACUCAAACAGUUAAACAACAAGACACUGACUGCUGUGAAGAAGAGAGAACCAUAUCCUGAUCAUCCCGACAGAUUUAACAAGUGGCCUCAGGUGAUGUGUAAAAAUGAUCUGAGUGGUCGCUGUUACUGGGAGGUUGAAUGGAAAGAAAAGUUGAUUGUUGGAGUAACUGCUGGGAAAAUCAAAAGGAAGGGAGAUGGUGAUGACUCCUGGCUUGGAGGAAAUAAGGUUUCCUGGAGUCUGUUCUGUUCCAAAGACCUCUUUGCUGUCUGCCAUGAUAACAGAGAAACUGUCAUCCCCGCCCCCUUUCCCUCCUCCUCCGGGAAAGUGGGAGUCUAUGUGGACUAUCCUGCUGGUACUCUGUCCUUCUACAGUGUAUGCUCUGGCUCCCUGACUCACCUCUACACCUUUAACACCACAUUCACCGAGCCUGUGUACCCUGCAUUUGGGUUUGCAAUCAGCUCUUCCUUGUCUUUACGCACAUUUCAGCCCAGCUUCUCUCAAGAGGCUACAGAGGAUGCAAAGCUCUGUAAAGAAGGGUAUUGGUCUAUGGGUUGUUUCUGUGGUUCCAUGAGAUAGGGCUACUGAAGCCCUACGAAUAGUUGGCAGAGAUGUUAAAUGUUGUAAUUCCUCUGCCCACACAGAUUCAGUAAACUAUGGGUUUUAUCUUUGCUCCAUUCUACAGUUUUUUAUGUUGUUUGUUUAGUAAAGCAUUAUGGAAAAACUAUUGUUUGUAAAAAAAGAAACCUGAAAUGUCUACUUUUUGUUCAACCUGAACAAAAAUGUUAACAAGCAUAAAUGUUUAUGCAAAGAAAUACACUUUAAAACAAAAGAUGUAAAUACAGCAGUCACAGAAGAGAGAAAUGAUUUGGACUGUGUGCAGAAAAAUGUUUGUGUGUAACCAUAAAGUGUGCUCAUGUGUCUGUUACAUCUUUAGUUAACGUCUGAAUACGUUUGUUACUUAAAUUCACCAGAACAUAAAAUGAUGGUGUGAGUCAUUUAUACUAUGCUCACACAAAGCCAUUGUUAAAAAAAAAAACAAAAAAAAAAUAUGCAGGUCAAAAUCCCAGAAAGCAGCCUGCUCUGAAUCCUGCUCUGAGGUAUUCGUUGGUGUUGAUGCAUCG